This is a messenger RNA of Acanthamoeba castellanii str. Neff, 1326 nucleotides long. RefSeq lists its product as uncharacterized. Lineage: Eukaryota; Discosea; Longamoebia; Acanthamoebidae. The transcript has a single exon. The record is from RefSeq and is a predicted model, not a curated record. The coding region runs from base 1 to 1326 and encodes 441 amino acids.
AUGGAGAUCGAGGUGGUGAUCAUCGGCGCCUUGGUGGUCUUCAUGCUCUCCGUGGCCAUCUUCCCUGCACUUUUGCGAUCGAUGCGGGGAGGGGAGAAGAAGAAGGCCAAGAAGGAAAAGAGGGGCGUGGCCAAAUCGCAGAUGUGCCUGCAGCCUGGCUGUCUCCGAUGCGCCUUCUCGACGGAUCCCACCAGUCUGCAGGCAUUCAAGCGGCAUCUGUGGGAAUCUUUCCGCACGCUUGCACAGAACGACCUUCAAGAUGACGACCAACGCCGAACGAUCCAUUCGCGAGUCGGCCCCGCCAUCAAGCAACUGGUCUCUUCCCCAUCUGCCGGAUCCGCUGCGGCCACCAUCAAUCCUGCUCCUUCCCUGCUGAGCCUCAAGGGGUUGGCCUCCAUCAACCUCAAGAGGAAGAGAGGCGAAGAAGAUGAAGGUGAAGCGACUGUCGCCCAGCUCUCGUGGAUCGACCAGCUGCUGCCGGCCAUUCCCCGCAUGGCCGACGAGGCGCGCCGCCUCUGGACCGAACGAGCAGCAGACCUCGAGGGAGAAGGCCGCAACAUGGGGAAGGGGUGGCGGAAGCAGGAGGAGGGUGGUGGCUGCACCGGGUGGAAGUGGGACCUCUGGAACCAGGGCUCCUUCGUCGAGGCCCACGCACAGCGCGCACCCGAAACGGUGCAGCUGCUCGAGCGGCACGCGGCCGAUGGCCUGAUGGUAAACUCUCUCAUCGCAUUGCCCGAUGGUUUUGCGAGUGAUGUAGUGGUGCGACUGACUGAUGCCUCAAACCUCGGUGGUCCUGUGCAGAAGGAGUGUGCGUUUGGGUUCGCCUACUUCCACGCCGUGGAGAAGGAGGACGGUGAUGAUGUCGCAAGUGCUGCUGCUACGGUGGCGCUUUCAGAUCCUGAUGACGCAGGCCUGCGGCUGCGCAACACGUCAAAGAGCGAAGAGCGAACAGGAAAGAACGAAAGCGACGAGAAGCGCUCGUCGAGCGAGAGCCAAGAACGACGCCGGCGCUGUGGUCCGACCAACGCACGGCUGCGCUGCCGCUUCGUUCUUUCAACGAGGCCCGACACCUCCCUACUUCAAGUGGGAGCGACGGAGGAGGCAAAGUGGGAGGCCGGGACCUGCCUGGUGAGCGACGACUCGCAGCCCCACGAGCUGCGGGCCGAGCCGAGCGGGCCAACGAGCGAGCAGCCAGGCGAGGAGGCCAUUGCCCUGGCCCUCGUCGUCGACGUGUGGCAUCCGGAGCUGGCGCCGAUCGAGCGACAGGUGCUGAGCAAGCUGUUCCCCGCCUCCAAGGACGUCUCAUCAAGCUGGCUCGUGGAUUGA